AUAGUGACUCUUGAGUUGAUGUAAUCUCUAGCUGCAAAGAGCGUGUCUCAGCUUGUGCGAUAUAGUAGUUUGAGGCUCCAGAGCACUGAGGAAGCAACCGAGAUGAUAAAACACACAGAAUCAACUUCUAGCAUGGAUGAGUCUGAUUUUGUUAAUGUUAGAUGGACCAAAGUGACAGUAUCAGGUCCAUCUGGAACUGGGAAAUCCUCAACUCUAAAAUUGCUCCUCGAUGAAGAAGCAGAGACAAAGCACCAUAGCACACCAGUAGUCAGAAACAUUGAAACGAAAAUCAUUUUACCAGAAGAUAGUGGCAAAAAAUGGAGGAAGAUUCCAAGCAUGGACGAAGCUCUAGAGCAAAGCAAGAAACAAGACAAUGUUCAUUUUAUAUAUGCAGUUGAUACAGGAGGGCAGGCGGCCUUUCUCGAUAUUGCUCCAGCUCUUUUACGCUAUAAUUCAGUCAACAUUGUCACUCAUAAGCUUGACGAGGCCCUUGAAGAUGAGACUGCCUUUUAUUAUAGCAUAAAUGACAAGAAAUAUGGUGAGUCUAUGAAAAGACAACUCACAAAUGAGCAAGUACUGGAAUGUUCAAUUCGAUCUUUGGCCUCGAUAAAUCCACCCAAGCCUUUUGAAGGUAUUGAAGUGCUGCAUCCAAAAGAACUUGAAGAUACAGAUGGUGAGAAUAAGCCGUGUUUCAUUGUCAUUGGGACAUUCAAGGAUAAGGUCACAGAUCCAAGGUCACUGCUAAAAUCAAAAAACGAAAAGCUCAAGAAAGUACUCUCAGGAUUCAGGAAUAAUGCCCAUAUUCUCCAAUACAAAGAUGAUGCCCUAAUUUUUCCAGUUAAUACCCUUGGUCGAAGCUCCCAAGAACAAGAAAUAGCCGAUGAUAUUCGACGUAAAAUCUGUGAAUCAUACAUGGAAGCAAGGAUACCCAGAAAGUGGUUUCUAUUUCAGUUAAAGCUUAACGAGGAAAGCAAAAUGAAGGGAGGCAUAUUGAAAAAAUCAGUAUGUGAUGAGAUUGGAGCUAAGCUUUCUCUGACUCCACGUGAUGUCAAUUCAGCCUUAAAGUUUUUUCAUCACCUUACUGCCCUUCUUUAUUUUCCUGAUAUCAUCAGUGAUACCGUAUUUCUCGAUUCUCAGCCUCUUUUUGAAAAGCUCUCCAAGUUGAUUGCUAUUUCCUUUGCUGAUGGUGUGGACUAUUACGACAAGGAACUGGGGAUUGAUUUUACAAAUAAAAUGGCCCCCGACAACAUGAAGGAUAAGGGAAUUUUUGACAACUCCCUACUCGAAGACAUUGGCUUUCAGUUCAAAGAGUUCAAUUACAAAAGCUUCAUGAAGCUAUUGGAGAGUUUGCACGUCAUCAUACAGCUACCUGAAACACAGACAGAAACAUAUUUUCUUCCUUGUGUCCUUGCUAUAGCUAAUCCUUUUAAGUUAGACGAGCUAAAACAAAAAUUCUCUAUAACUACAGACCCUUUUGUGUUAAAGUGGAAGGAGAGGGUUAUCCCUCAGGGUCUCUAUUGUGCAUUGGUUCUUCGCUUACUCCAGGAGGAGGCAAUUGGCAGUGAAUGCUUCAUUGACGUCAAACAGCAAUUUAGAAAUGCCAUCACUCUCCCUUGCAAGUCAAAAUUUGGUGGCUCUCUUUUAUUAGUUGACGCUACUUCUCAUCUUGAGGUCUACUAUUUGGGCAAGGUUGAGAACUGCCCUGAUAUUCGUGAAAUCAUCUUCUUGCAGGUGAUUGAGGCUGCGAAAGCGUUUCAUUAUGACCUCAGUUCGUCUCGUCCUGAUAUCUGUUUCAUUGAUAGCAGUGAGGGGAUAGUACCACUUGCCCAUUGCCCUAUACGCAGCAAGGCAUGGUUAAAAAAGGACGAAAAUCCUGCUCCAAUUACUGUUGAGGAUGAAGAAAUAAUACCAAGUGUUACUGAGGCUACUAGGUUUUUGGAUCAGCGCCAAUUUAAGUACAGCAGACAUUAUGAGAGUCUUGCACUUGCACUGGGUCUCACUGAUGAUGUUUUGGAUACUAUUUUAGAUGACAGUUCAUUCAGACGGACUGCAGAAUGCCUUGCAAUAUGGUUGAAGAACAAUCCAGGGAGUAAAUGGAAAACCCUGAAAGAGGCUGUCCAAAAUGUACUACUAGAAAACUAAAUAUUAUGAAUUGUUCAUUGAGCAUUACAUGUACAAAUUUAUGCUUACCCUUCUUUUAUUUUAAAAGUAAAUGUGAAUUACAUUACAUGUAUUUUAUAAAUUAAUGAAGGUAACUUUCUAACUAUAGUCAUGAGUUAUUUUAAAAUGAUACA
Amphimedon queenslandica is the source of this 2294-nucleotide messenger RNA. RefSeq lists its product as uncharacterized. The record is from RefSeq and is a predicted model, not a curated record. Bases 103 to 2142 code for a protein of 679 amino acids. The transcript is spliced from 4 exons. NCBI's taxonomy places the organism in Eukaryota, Metazoa, Porifera, Demospongiae, Haplosclerida, Niphatidae.